Dromiciops gliroides (monito del monte) is the source of this 1405-nucleotide messenger RNA. RefSeq names its product rho guanine nucleotide exchange factor 7-like. The record is from RefSeq and is a predicted model, not a curated record. Lineage: Eukaryota; Metazoa; Chordata; Mammalia; Microbiotheria; Microbiotheriidae. The transcript is spliced from 5 exons. The coding region runs from base 57 to 410 and encodes 117 amino acids.
UCCUCUGCUCUCCCAUCCAGCAGUGGGAAGGGAAGCCCAUCCAGCACCUGGGGCCAAUGCAAGCUCUGAUGCCCGUCCAGGUGGCCUAUGUGGGCUCCAGGGAGUUUCAAGAUCGCCUCCUGCUUCUGUUUGCCGAGAACUUGGUGUUCUUGUCUCUGAGCCCUGGAGACUCUGGCCUCAUCUACCAGGGAAAACUCCCUCGGGCAGGAAUCCGGGCUCAGGAGAAGUCGGCCAUUCUCGGGAGGCUGGAGUUUGAAGUGACAGGCAACCUAAUGGAACCAAUCCUGGUGGCCUGCUCAGAGGUGGAGGACUAUGAGACGUGUCUAUUCCACCUGCAGAAGCCUGACAUGCAGCUGCCUUCCAUGCCCAUCCAGCCACCGGUUAUUCCCAAGAAGCUGAAGCGGAUUUAAGAGCCAGCCAGAUGUUCUACCAGUCAGACAGAGUCCCCCCCACCCCGGCUCUUACCCCAUCCCCAGCCUCACUCCGCCCCCUCUGCUCACCAAGCUGGGCAUUUCUCAGGCAAAGACUCUAGGGAAAGGAAGAGGAGGGCUUGGGGCCCGACAUACAGGGCUCUGAGGAAGCCCCACCCACCCACUCUGGGGCCUGGCAACCCCCUGAAGAGGCUAGCUCUGUAAAUGGGGGGGAAGGGGUGCCGCUGCCAGGAUAUGGGGCUAUUUUUCUUCCCAGAAUCAUCGUCCCCUCCAGCUCCUUAGGACAGCACAGCACAGCUGUGGGUUAUCUCCUACUCCCCCCCCCCCCCAAGUGGACCAGAGAAGGGGCCCACACAUCUUGUGACCUGCUUCCUGAGGACCCAGACCACAAGCUACUUUUUCUCCUCCCUGGGGAUAUGUUCAGGGAUGGGGAAAGAGUCCAGUUUGGCCAGAUUCUAGAGUUUGUGAAGAGGAACAAAUGGGAAACAAAGCCAGAAUGGUAGUUUGGGUCUGAGGGCAUUUAUCCUGGGGACACUAGGGAACCAUGGAAUAUUCUUGAGACAAGAAGAGCUCCUCAGGCCAGCCAGAUGAGAUUUGGAACAGAGGAGGGGGAGCCAGAUUGUGUAAGGUUAACUGCCAGGAAAUUCCUAGCCUGGAAGCUUCUAGAAACAUUCCUAAGAGUACAUCCUAGAUAGGGGCAGGGCUGCUUCUGAUUAGAACUGUAACUAAGGUGAGGUCAUUGGGACUUUACCCCAGGGUGCUCAGAAGGUGAAUCAGACUUUAGCAUCUACUGAGCAAGAAUCAGUUAAAAUAAGAGAUUAUGACACAGUCGGUUUCUUCUCAGGUGAGCUCCUCCUGAGUCCCCCAUCAAUUCCCUCCCCAAUGUAGGUCCAGGCUAACUAUGAUUCCUUCUCUUCUGACCUCCAAGGACCCAUGCCUUAUAAGCUGGGAGACUAGAACUAAGGCCCCUUCCC